Lathyrus sativus (Indian pea) is the source of this 513-nucleotide messenger RNA. NCBI's taxonomy places the organism in Eukaryota, Viridiplantae, Streptophyta, Magnoliopsida, Fabales, Fabaceae. The record is from the annotation of a GenBank genome assembly.
AUGACUAGAUCUCGGAUAAAUGGAAAUUUUAUUGAUAAGACCUUUACCAUUGUAGCCAAUAUCUUAUUACGAAUAAUUCCCACAACUUCUGGAGAAAAAGAGGCAUUCACUUAUUACAGAGAUGGAAAUUAUGCGGAAGCUUUACAGAAUUAUUAUGAGGCGAUGCGACUGGAAAUUGAUCCCUAUGAUCGAAGUUAUAUACUUUAUAACAUCGGCCUUAUCCACACAAGUAACGGAGAACAUACAAAAGCUUUGGAAUACUAUUUUCGGGCACUCGAACGAAACCCUUUCUUACCUCAAGCUUUUAACAAUAUGGCCGUGAUCUGUCAUUACGGAAGGAUUUUACUCCCCUAUUCCGACCGCGGAGAACAGGCCAUUCGACAGGGAGAUUCUGAAAUUGGAGAAUCUUGGUUUGAUCAAGCUGCUGAAUAUUGGAAACAAGCUAUAGCCCUUACCCCUGGUAAUUAUAUUGAGGCACAGAAUUGGUUGAAGAUCACAGGGCGUUUUGAAUAA